Molecule: messenger RNA, 979 nt
Organism: Panicum hallii
Lineage: Eukaryota; Viridiplantae; Streptophyta; Magnoliopsida; Poales; Poaceae
Product: non-symbiotic hemoglobin
Exons: 4
Coding region: 251-745 (164 amino acids)
Molecular function (GO): oxygen binding; heme binding
Source: RefSeq, a predicted model, not a curated record
AGCAAGGCAACAUGGCCGCUGCUGGUGGCGGUGCCCGGUCCUCGCGUCUUGGCUCGUCAGGUGCCCCAAGGGUCGCCCCAGGCCUGGGCCGGCGGACCUAUAUAAACCUGCGCCCCAGCUCGGCCCGAAUCACACACGUACAUUCGUCGAUCCACCACUGUCCAGUGCUCGGUUACGCACGCGCACAGAUAUCUUUUACGCCACCAAGUCCAAGAUAGCAGGCCGAAUCGACAAACAAGCAGGAAGAGGCAUGGCGCUCGCGGAGGGGAACGGCGCGGCCAUCUUCGGCGAGGAGCAGGAGGCGCUGGUGCUCAAGUCGUGGGCCCUCAUGAAGAAGGACUCGGCCAACCUCGGCCUCCGCUUCUUCCUCAAGAUCUUCGAGAUCGCGCCGUCGGCGAAGCAGAUGUUCUCGUUCCUGCGCGACUCCGACGUGCCGCUGGAGAAGAACCCCAAGCUCAAGACCCACGCCAUGUCCGUCUUCGUCAUGACCUGCGAGGCGGCGGCGCAGCUACGGAAGGCCGGGAAGGUCACCGUCAGGGAGACGACGCUCAAGCGGCUGGGCGCCACGCACUUCAAGUACGGCGUCGCCGACGGACACUUCGAGGUGACGAGGUUCGCGCUGCUGGAGACGAUAAAGGAGGCGCUCCCCGCCGACAUGUGGAGCCUGGAGAUGAAGAACGCCUGGAGCGAGGCUUACAACCAGCUGGUGGCGGCCAUCAAGCAGGAGAUGAAGCCAGCCGCUUGAUGCGCUGCUACUCGGCCUCCGAGUUCCCCCUAAGAUGCACCAUUCUGAAUUCUUCAUCGCUUCUUUUUUUUUUUGCCGUUUUGACUUCGUGUUGUGCAUUUUCCAAAUCUCUCGAUGAUGGAGAGAGGAGUGAUGUACUAAUCUGUGAGAGCAUGUAUAUUAUUGUCUUUUCUUAUAUAUUGGGAUGAGCACUGAAUAAAGAUGUAACCUGUAGCCGGUUACGCGUUUAACGUG